AUGGAUUUCGAUGUGGAUGAUCGAACAACAGAAUCAUUAUUACGCGAUGAAUUACCAAGUCAUCUACCACGUUUUAAAUCUUCAACUAUCAAUCCAGACGUACAUAUAUCAUUUGAUGAAAUAUUAGAAGAAAUAGGUGAAUUCGGAAAAUUUCAAAUAAUAAAUUACAUUUUGAUAUGUUUUCCGGUUAUGUUUGCAUCAGCUAAUAAUUUCACAUAUUUAUUUGUUGCUCGACAAACUGAAUUUAGAUGUAGUGUUCCAGUAUGCGAUAGUUUUGAAUCAACCAUAUACCAAAAAGAGUGGUUACCCAACGCUUUACCAUCAAUUACGAAAGAAUAUUAUACACCGGCCGAGUGCGAAAUGUAUGCGCCUAUGCCAAAUAUGAUGGAUCUUUAUAAUGGAACAUGCUCAUCAAAUUUAUUUAAUCAAUCAAUUUUAGUGCCAUGCAAAAAAUGGAUUAGUAAAUACAAUGAUGAAAUUACUAUCGUAAAUGAGUGGAAAAUGUUUUGCAAAGACACCUGGAAAUUGCCAUUUGUUGGUACUGUGCAUUUUGCUGGAAUUGUAACUGGUUGUGGAAUAUUUGGAUUUUUAGCUGAUAGAUUUGGGAGAAAAUUAAUUUUUAUAUUUUGUAUCAUUUUUAUGAGUUUAAGUGGAGUCGCCCAAGUAUUUUGCCGCGGCUAUGCAUCAUUUAUUAUUUUAGUAUUUAUCAACGCCGUGGGAACAGCGGGAGUUUAUCCAAUGGCAUUUAUAAUGGGUGUGGAAUCAGUUGGUAAACAAAAACGCGAAUUAACAGGAGUUGGCUUGAACUAUUUUAACACAUUGGGAGAAAUCAUGGUUGGCGUUAUAGCUUGGACUUUUCCAAACUGGAUAAUCAUACAAUUAGUAUUUUCAGGACCACCAAUUAUUUUUAUUAUUUAUUGGUGGAUUAUCCCAGAAUCAAUUCGGUGGCUUUUGGUAACUCGUCGAACACGUAAAGCUGCAACUAUUAUUGAAAAAGUCGCUAAGAUAAAUGGUGUAACUUUGUCUGAAACAAUUAAAAUGUCAUUACGUGCUGUAGAAGCUGCCAAUAAAGCUAAAUCUUUAGAGCACACAAAGAACGAUGCAGAUCACGAGAUAUGGCCAUGUGUGAAAGAAAUUUUAAGUUCUUGUAAAAUGGUUAUUCGAUUUCUAACUGUUUUAUAUAUAUGGCUAUCAGGCGUAUUUGUAUUUUAUGGAUUAUCUGUCAAUUCAUUGAAUAUGAGUGGCCAUAAAUAUUUGAACUUCAUAUUAACUAGUGCAGCUACUAUACCAGGUUACACUCUCGCGUGGACACUUAUCUACAAAAUUGGACGUAAAUGGACUGUGUCAGGAACACUUUUUGGUUGUUGCUUUUGUAGUUUGGUGGUUAUAUUUAUUUCCAAAAAUUUUAAUUGGCUACGAAUUUUGCUAUAUUUUGGUGCAAAAAUGUUUGUAAGUUCUUCAUUAAUGGUUUGUUGGAUUUAUACAGCAGAGCUUUUGCCAACAGUAAUUCGAAGUGGUGGAGUUGGUACUGCAUCAACUAUUGCUCGAUUAGCAGCUAUGCUUGCGCCAUUUGUUCCGUAUAUUUAUCCAAGUAUUCCAUACCUCCCAAUGGUAUUAUUUUCUACAGUAGCAGGUUUAGGUGCAAUUUUGGUAUUAGUUCUGCCAGAAACUAAAGGAAUUAAACUACCAGAAACAGUUGAAGAAGCCAAAAGCAUCUGA
Chrysoperla carnea is the source of this 1719-nucleotide messenger RNA. RefSeq names its product solute carrier family 22 member 21-like. NCBI's taxonomy places the organism in Eukaryota, Metazoa, Arthropoda, Insecta, Neuroptera, Chrysopidae. Gene Ontology annotation, biological process: transmembrane transport. The record is from RefSeq and is a predicted model, not a curated record. Bases 1 to 1719 code for a protein of 572 amino acids. The transcript has 9 exons. Gene Ontology annotation, molecular function: transmembrane transporter activity. Gene Ontology annotation, cellular component: membrane.